Molecule: messenger RNA, 811 nt
Organism: Diachasmimorpha longicaudata
Lineage: Eukaryota; Metazoa; Arthropoda; Insecta; Hymenoptera; Braconidae
Gene: MED7
Product: mediator of RNA polymerase II transcription subunit 7
Exons: 2
Coding region: 1-684 (227 amino acids)
Biological process (GO): regulation of transcription by RNA polymerase II
Cellular component (GO): core mediator complex; mediator complex
Molecular function (GO): transcription coregulator activity
Source: RefSeq, a predicted model, not a curated record
AUGGCAAGUGCAGAGUCUGUGCAGGUGAGCUCCCUGCCAUUGCCACCAAUUCAGUACAUAAAUUUGUACACUGAUGAGAAUGUCAGGCGAGGCAGAGCGCCCAGACCACCUCCACCUGUUCACGAUAGCUACUCGAUGUUUGGGAAUGUCUUCAACGCUGAUGACACGAUUAUCAGGCCCCUAGAGGCACAAGGAAUCAAGAGACUCUAUCCUCAGCAUUUUGAUCGGCGUAGGGAGCUGAAGAAACUCAAUCACUCACUUCUGGUCAACUUCCUGGACCUCAUUGAUUUGCUGGUGCAGUGUCCUGACAGUCCCAGACGUGCAGAAAAGGUGGAAGAUCUCAGUCUUCUCUUUAUCCACAUUCAUCACCUCCUGAACGAAUUUCGUCCCCAUCAAGCCAGAGAAACCCUACGAGUGAUGAUGGAACUUCAAAGACGCCAGAGGAUUGAAACAGCCCUGAGGUUUCAGAAGCACCUGGAGAAGGUCCAAGAGAUCCUCCAGCACGCCCUUCAGAUGCUCCCCGAUACAGCAGAACUAGACUCAAAAUUGGCCAUCAACACCGAGGCAAUGGAGUGCUCAGACAGUCUGAACUCGGAUAGUCAGAAUGUUGACCCUUGCUGCCCCAGCGACCGAAUAAUGUGCAAACUGAUAGACGAAAUGGUCUCAUCCAACGCAGCAUUCUAAGCUGAUUUCCCUCAUUACUAAUUACCAACUGGUUAAACUAAUUAUUCGUUAAGUUGUACAUAAUGAUCUCGCCGUGAACUUUAAUUGUAGUUUUUGCUAUGGAAAUAUAUUGUGAUUGUGAAAAUAA